GAGUUACCCUCCCUUUGCAAAAUAGAAGAGAAUACACCUGUUUUUCCAAGUUAUCAAAGUCAGUUGGGUUUAAUAGUCCUUUUGAUUCAGCUAAAAAAUGUUCGGACCAGGAGUUAAGGCCUCACCAGGUGGAAGUAGUUGAAAUGGUGGUUUAA
This is a messenger RNA of Acaulospora morrowiae, 155 nucleotides long. Lineage: Eukaryota; Fungi; Glomeromycota; Glomeromycetes; Diversisporales; Acaulosporaceae. The record is from the annotation of a GenBank genome assembly.